Ochotona princeps (American pika) is the source of this 1136-nucleotide messenger RNA. It is a transcript of the gene CHIC2, whose product is annotated as cysteine rich hydrophobic domain 2. NCBI's taxonomy places the organism in Eukaryota, Metazoa, Chordata, Mammalia, Lagomorpha, Ochotonidae. The record is from RefSeq and is a predicted model, not a curated record. The transcript is spliced from 6 exons. The coding region runs from base 355 to 852 and encodes 165 amino acids.
GCAAGUCUCGCGAUGCCGUAGCCGGCUGCCGGCGCUGCGGGUGGCUCGGGCUGUUGCUGUGGUUGCCCGAGUUGCGGCGGCGGCGGCCCCCGGGCGGAUGUUGACACUGUUUGUUGUUGUGAGCGCUCAAGGAUAAUGGCGGCGGCGGCCCGGACCCCGGCCCAGCUGUAGCCGGAGCCGAGACAGCCGAGAGCCAACUCCGCGCGGCCUCGGAGCCGGCGCCGGCAGCUGCCCCGGCCCUUCGGCCCCCGGUGCCCGGCCCCCGGUCCCCGGCAGCCCGGCAGCGGGGCGCCCGCCCCUGGAGCCAGGCCCCGGUGGGCAGGGGCAGGGCCGGGGGGCGCGCCGAGGCUCAGCAUGGCGGAUUUCGACGAGAUCUACGAGGAGGAGGAGGACGAGGAGCGGGCCCUGGAGGAGCAGCUGCUCAAGUACUCGCCGGACCCGGUGGUGGUCCGCGGCUCCGGUCACGUCACCGUAUUUGGACUGAGCAACAAAUUUGAAUCAGAAUUCCCUUCUUCAUUAACUGGAAAAGUAGCUCCUGAAGAAUUUAAAGCCAGCAUCAACAGAGUCAACAGCUGUCUUAAGAAGAGCCUUCCUGUUAACGUGCGCUGGCUGCUCUGCGGCUGCCUCUGCUGCUGCUGCACGCUCGGCUGCAGCAUGUGGCCAGUCAUCUGCCUCAGCAAGAGAACACGAAGAUCGAUUGAGAAGUUAUUAGAAUGGGAAAACAAUAGGUUAUACCACAAGCUGUGCUUGCACUGGAGACUGAGCAAAAGGAAAUGUGAAACGAAUAACAUGAUGGAAUAUGUCAUCCUCAUAGAAUUUUUACCAAAGACACCGAUUUUUCGACCAGAUUAGCAUUGACUGUGUUUAUAGACUUUCCGUGCGCUGUCUUCCCAAUGGUGCCUUGCUUGGUGCUCUCCUGGUGGUGAAUAACGUGGGCUCUGCACAAGAGAGUGGCGUUCUGUUUUGUUAUUUUAAUAACCGCAUGUUCUAAGUGUGCAUUUUUGUCGAACUUUGCAAGUUAUUUCAUACAGAUGUUUAAUACUUAAGUUAUUGUGCCCUUUUCUGUUAUGUAUUCUGAUUUUCAAGGAUUACUUUUUUGUAUUCUCAAAAAAAUACAUUUGAACUUAGCAUAAAAA